AUGUUGAACAAGAUGACCUUACAUCCACAGCAGAUAAUGAUAGGUCCUAGGUUUAACAGGGCCCUAUUUGACCCCCUGCUUGUGGUGCUCCUGGCUCUCCAACUCCUAGUGGUGGCUGGUCUGGUGAGGGCCCAAACCUGUCCUUCUGUAUGUUCCUGCAGUAACCAGUUCAGUAAAGUCAUCUGUGUGCGGAAAAAUCUCAGAGAGGUCCCUGACGGCAUCUCUACCAACACACGGCUGCUGAACCUCCACGAGAACCAGAUUCAGAUCAUCAAGGUGAACAGCUUCAAACACCUGAGGCACCUGGAGAUCCUACAGCUGAGCAGGAAUCACAUCCGCACCAUUGAAAUUGGGGCCUUCAAUGGUUUGGCAAACCUCAACACUUUGGAGCUCUUUGACAAUCGGUUGACCACCAUCCCGAAUGGGGCUUUUGUAUACCUAUCUAAACUGAAGGAACUCUGGCUGAGGAAUAACCCCAUCGAAAGCAUCCCUUCUUAUGCUUUUAACCGAAUCCCCUCUUUGCGCCGGUUGGACUUAGGGGAGUUGAAGAGGCUUUCGUACAUCUCAGAAGGGGCCUUCGAAGGCCUCUCCAACUUGAGGUAUCUGAACCUUGCCAUGUGCAAUCUGCGGGAUAUCCCGAACCUCACGCCGCUCAUCAAGCUGGAUGAGCUGGAUCUUUCUGGGAACCAUUUGUCCGCCAUCAGGCCAGGCUCUUUUCAGGGUUUGAUGCACCUUCAGAAAUUGUGGAUGAUCCAGUCACAGAUCCAAGUGAUUGAAAGGAAUGCGUUUGACAACCUUCAGUCACUGGUGGAGAUCAACCUGGCCCACAACAACCUGACCCUACUGCCUCAUGAUCUCUUCACGCCCCUCCAUCAUCUCGAGAGGAUCCACUUGCAUCACAACCCUUGGAACUGCAAUUGUGAUAUUCUGUGGCUCAGCUGGUGGAUAAAGGAUAUGGCGCCCUCCAAUACUGCAUGCUGUGCCCGUUGUAAUACGCCCGCGAACCUGAAAGGCAGGUACAUUGGGGAGUUGGACCAGAAUUACUUUACCUGCUAUGCUCCUGUGAUCGUUGAGCCGCCUGCGGAUCUCAACGUGACAGAGGGCAUGGCAGCGGAGCUCAAAUGCCGGGCGUCCACCUCACUGACGUCUGUAUCUUGGAUUACUCCCAAUGGGACAGUCAUGACACACGGGGCAUACAAGGUCCGGAUUGCUGUGCUCAGUGAUGGCACAUUAAAUUUUACUAAUGUCACUCUACAAGAUACAGGCAUGUACACAUGCAUGGUGAGUAACUCUGUUGGGAACACCACAGCUUCAGCCACCCUGAAUGUGACCGCAGCAACCACUACCCCAUUCUCCUAUUUUUCCACCGUCACCGUAGAGACUAUGGAACCUUCUCAGGACGAGGCCCGAACCACAGAGAACAAUGUGGGGCCCACGCCAGUCAUUGACUGGGAGACCACCAAUGUGACCACCUCUCUCACGCCCCAGAGCACAAGGUCAACCGAAAAAACAUUCACCAUCCCUGUGACCGACUUAAACAAUGGCAUCCCGGGAAUCGAUGAGGUGAUGAAAACCACGAAGAUCAUCAUUGGUUGCUUUGUGGCCAUCACUCUCAUGGCAGCUGUGAUGCUGGUCAUCUUCUACAAGAUGAGGAAACAGCACCAUAGGCAAAACCACCACGCCCCCACGCGGACUGUUGAAAUCAUUAAUGUGGAUGAUGAGAUUACGGGGGACACACCCAUAGAGAGCCACUUGCCCAUGCCUGCUAUAGAACAUGAGCACCUAAAUCACUAUAACUCUUACAAAUCUCCCUUCAACCACACAACAACAGUUAACACAAUAAACUCAAUACACAGUUCAGUGCAUGAACCGUUGUUGAUUCGAAUGAACUCGAAAGACAAUGUACAAGAGACUCAGAUCUAAAACAUUUACAAAAGUUACAGAGAAAAACAAAAACAACAGACGGUUUAUUAAAAAAAAAUGACACAAAUGACUGGGCUAAAUCUACUGUUUCAAAAAAAAGUGUCUUUACAAAAAAAAAACAAAAAAGAAAAGAAAUUUAUUUAUUAAAAAUUCUAUUGUGAUCUAAAGCAGACAAAAUGAUGUGUAUUCCUCAGAACCUGUUUUGCUGCAUUUAUUUACCCUCCC
Molecule: messenger RNA, 2148 nt
Organism: Gracilinanus agilis (Agile Gracile Mouse Opossum)
Lineage: Eukaryota; Metazoa; Chordata; Mammalia; Didelphimorphia; Didelphidae
Gene: LRRC4C
Product: leucine rich repeat containing 4C
Exons: 1
Coding region: 1-1923 (640 amino acids)
Biological process (GO): regulation of axonogenesis; modulation of chemical synaptic transmission; synaptic membrane adhesion
Cellular component (GO): plasma membrane; postsynaptic density membrane; glutamatergic synapse
Molecular function (GO): cell-cell adhesion mediator activity
Source: RefSeq, a predicted model, not a curated record